GUCCUGUGCAGAACGUUGGUUUAUAGCCUGCUCAUCCUGCAACUCGCUUGCGUGCUUGACAUGUACAAGUGGGCGUAGUAUGUAGCAGAAAGUAUGAGUGUGGCGUAAAGGCGUCGGGAAAUUAAUCAUACCGCAUCUACAGCGAUAUCACUUGCAGCCAUGUCGCAUGCUAACGUCGAUGCGGUGAUCGUGCAUGUGAGCUUUUAUUCACAAGUCCCAUUGUUGCAAGAUACACUCUGUUCUUUUCUUCGUCAGUAGAAAAGUCCAAUUUUUUUCACUUGCUACAGCAGUACCCAUUCUAUAACUCACCUUUGUGUUCAUCUCUUUCCAAUGAGUCAGUGGACGCAAUGGUCUUUUGAAUGGUGACAUUUCUUUACAAAAUAUUCUAAUUGUAUGAUCGAUGUGAGGAAGAAUACCUUUGUCGAGAUGUUCAAUGAUGUAUCAAUAGACUACAAUUCUCUGAUCGAUCCGAUAGUUUGUAUAGAUCGACAUACUCAAUCACUAAAGCAGCUUUCAUCUUCUUAUGCACUCGCAAGGGGAUGGAAAGUAUUAACGCAAUAACCAGAAAAGUCAGCUCUAAGCUUUAUUUUGCUUGCUGCGUAUCUUGCAAUUGUAUCUCAAAUCCAUUGCAUUCCUCUCUACAAGGCUGGCGUCUCACCUUGCAAUUUUCUGCAUUUCUGACUUUAUCUACCUUUCACGCGUUGCAACCACACUAUGAUGCAAAAAUCUGAUCGUAUGACCUUAAUAACCUUAAGUCUGCCGGCUUUAAGUGUAAGCUAAUCUAGUCACAACUGUGCGCCAUGAAGUCAAAUGAUCGGUUGAUCCCUCCAUGUGGCGAGAUUUAAGCACUACGUCGGCUGUAUUGCUCAUUUCAGCCAAUCCCAACCGUAUAAUAGGAUCAU
Molecule: messenger RNA, 902 nt
Organism: Plasmopara halstedii
Lineage: Eukaryota; Oomycota; Peronosporomycetes; Peronosporales; Peronosporaceae
Exons: 1
Coding region: 540-731 (63 amino acids)
Source: RefSeq, a predicted model, not a curated record